This is a messenger RNA of Prunus persica (peach), 2177 nucleotides long. RefSeq names its product leucine aminopeptidase 1. The record is from RefSeq and is a predicted model, not a curated record. Lineage: Eukaryota; Viridiplantae; Streptophyta; Magnoliopsida; Rosales; Rosaceae. Gene Ontology annotation, biological process: proteolysis. Gene Ontology annotation, cellular component: cytoplasm. The transcript is spliced from 10 exons. Bases 77 to 1801 code for a protein of 574 amino acids. Gene Ontology annotation, molecular function: manganese ion binding; metalloaminopeptidase activity.
UAAAAACGUUGGCCCUGACUAUUAUUAUCUAGACGCUGGCUCAAUAUAAAUACGCAGGACUCGCACCACUGGAAAAAUGGUGGCUAUUGUUGUGUCCCUGGCGUCUACGCUUAUUGCUGUUACUUCACCUUCAUAUUCUUCCUCGUUCUUGACGAAAUUACGGUCUUCCCCAAGUCUGCGACUUUCUUUAGCAGUUACACCCCUGUGUUCUCGCAGAGGGAAGCUCAUGGCUCACACUCUUGCUCGGGCCACUCUCGGCCUCACUUUCCCUUCUGGCCUUGACGCCCCAAAGAUCUCUUUCGCUGUAAAAGACAUCGAUGUAACGGAAUGGAAAGGAGACCUACUUGCAGUUGGCGUCACAGAGAAAGAUUUGGCAAAAGAUGAGAACUCCAAGUUUCAAAAUUCAAUCUUGAAGAAUCUAGAUUCCCGUUUGGGUGGUCUCUUGGCUGAAGCCUCUUCUGAGGAAGACUUCACAGGAAAGUCUGGCCAGUCAACAGUUGUAAGGCUUCCAGGUCUUGGGUCAAAGAGGAUUGGCUUGUUUGGGCUUGGACAAUCUGCUUCAUCUACAGCAGCUUUCCGAGGUCUCGGGGAGGCUGCAGCAACAGCAGCAAAGGCUACUCAAGCAAGUGACCUUGCUAUUGUGCUUGCCUCUUCCGAGGGGCUUUCUGCAAAAUCUAACACAGCUUCUGCAAUAGCAUCUGGAACUGUGUUGGGGAUUUAUGAAGAUAGUAGGUAUAAAUCAGAGUCAAAGAAAUCAGCUCUAAAAUCUGUGGACAUUCUUGGUCUUGGAACUGGACCUGAAGUAGAGAAGAAGCUCAAGUAUGCCGAAGAUGUUACUUCUGGAAUAAUUUUUGGGAAAGAACUAGUUAACUCACCCGCCAAUGUUCUUACACCUGGGAAACUUGCUGAAGAGGCCUCAAAGAUUGCUUCCACGUACAGUGAUGUUCUAUCUGCAAAAAUAUUAAAUGAAGAGCAAUGCAAAGAACUGAAAAUGGGUUCUUAUUUGGCUGUUGCUGCAGCCUCAGCAAAUCCUCCACAUUUUAUUCACUUGAUUUACAAACCCCCGGGUGGACCUGCUAAGGUCAAAUUAGGGUUGGUUGGUAAAGGGCUGACCUUUGACAGUGGUGGCUACAACAUCAAGACAGGGCCUGGCUGUUCAAUUGAACUCAUGAAAUUUGAUAUGGGAGGUUCCGCAGCUGUAUUAGGUGCAGCAAAAGCCAUUGGCCAAAUCAAACCUCCUGGUGUAGAGGUUCAUUUCAUUGUUGCAGCUUGUGAGAACAUGAUAAGUGGAACAGGUGUGAGGCCUGGAGACAUUGUGACGGCAUCAAAUGGAAAGACAAUUGAGGUCAAUAACACUGAUGCUGAAGGUAGACUUACUCUGGCAGAUGCAUUGGUAUAUGCUUGUAACCAAGGUGUUGAGAAGAUUGUUGACCUGGCAACCUUAACUGGUGCCUGUGUAGUUGCUCUUGGACCCUCAAUAGCAGGUGUCUUUACACCUAGUGAUGACCUGGCAAAAGAGGUAUUUGCAGCUUCGGAGCUCAGUGGGGAGAAAUUUUGGAGGUUGCCAUUGGAGGAGAGUUAUUGGGAGUCGAUGAAAUCGGGAAUAGCUGAUAUGGUCAACACGGGUGGUCGUCCAGGUGGUUCAAUAAGUGCUGCUCUCUUCUUGAAACAGUUUGUUGAUGAAAAGGUUGAGUGGAUGCAUAUUGACAUGGCUGGGCCUGUUUGGAGUGACAAGAAGCGCACUGCUACAGGGUUUGGUGUUUCCACUCUGGUGGAGUGGGUUCUGAAAAACUCUGCUUAGGUGGCUGAAGCCUGAAGCAUCCAUCGGGAGAAAUAUUACAUCAGGAUCACCAGCUGAGGGAACAGAGGCAUUGUGAUGGGGUUCCUUGGUGCCACAACUUCCGUUCAUGAAUAAAAUGUGCAAAAAAAAAAAGGAAAGGUUAUGGAUCCAGGCAUGAUCUUUUUCCAGUUUUACUGAGAUGGGUUGCAGCUCCUUGAUAUCUUUCUUGGAAGGGUGUAUUUAAUUUCACGGACUGUAUGAUUAUUUGUUUUCCUAUCCCUAGAACACCCAAAAAAAAAAAAGAAGAAGAAAGCUUGGUGAGUAAAGAUGUAAUUUAUUCCCCUUAUCCUAGAAUAAAAAUGAAAAGAAGUGCUCUUGGUUACUUUUUGAAAGACAA